Messenger RNA from Plasmodium relictum, 1527 nucleotides. RefSeq names its product conserved Plasmodium protein, unknown function. Bases 1 to 1527 code for a protein of 508 amino acids. The record is from RefSeq and is a predicted model, not a curated record. The transcript has 5 exons. Lineage: Eukaryota; Apicomplexa; Aconoidasida; Haemosporida; Plasmodiidae.
AUGAUAAUUUUAUUCAAAAGUAAUAUAAGACGCCAUUUUGGAAGUUUAAAAAAUGAAUUAGAAAAAUUUGAAAUGUUAUCAAAAAGAUUUGUAAAUAGCAUUGAAAAAUAUAAGAGAGAAAAAAACAUUUCAAUAUCAUCAUAUAUAAAUUAUAAAAAAGAGAUAAAAGAAUGUAUUGGACUUUUAUUUAUUAAUAAUUUAAAUUGUUUGGAAGAAAAAGAUUUUAAGAUGAUAUUUACUUAUAGCAUAUUAUUAUCUAGAAGAAUAUUAAUUCCAAAAGAUCAUAUGAAAAAUGUACUAUUAAGUUACGUCAUAAUGAAAAAAGAAAAUAAAGAAAAAUAUAUAGAUUCUAAUAAAUUGAAUAGUAUACGGAAAGAAAAUGAAGUAAAAGAAUUACUAUUAAUGCUGAAAUUUCUUUUUUAUUUAAAUGUAGAUUUUGAUAAAGUAAUUUAUAAUCAUUUAUAUUCUGAACUAAACAAUGAAAUAGAAUUUUACACAUUAGAAGAAUUAGUGGAAAUAAUAAAAAUAAUAUCAUCUUUUAAAAAUAAAAAAUGGGUUAAUUCUAAAGUGUUUUCUCGGUGUAUAAAUGAAAUUAUAAAAAGAAAUAGUGAGGGAAAGGAGAACAUAUCUAAAUUUUUAGUAACUAUUAUAAAGUCAUGUUCUCGUCUUAAUUAUGAAAUAUAUGAUAUACAAAUUUUACUAGAAACCUUUAGGCAAAAUUAUGAUAAAAAUAGAAAAAGUGAUAUGCACAUAUUAAUAAAAGUCUUAUAUAAUUUAUUUUUAUGCAAUUAUCAUAAUUAUAAAAAUACUAACCAAUUAAUAAAUAUAUUAAAAGAAGAAGUUAUGCAAGUAAAAAAAGAAAAAGAUUACCCAUUAUAUAAAAAAUAUUUGUAUAAUAAUAUAGUUCUUGAUAAUAAUUUAGAUUUUAAUACUCAAUCAUCAAAGAAUGAAUCAGAAAUUAAUAUUUGCAAUGACAAUAUAAAUAAUAUUCAUGAAAUAUACUUUAAAAAGAAAGAACGAGAUAAUGAUAUGUUAUCAAGUAGUACUAUUACAUCAUUAAGUUUAUAUAGACUAAAAUUUUUGGAUCUUUUUAUACGUUCAGAUAACUAUCUCUACAAUUAUUUUUAUUCUUCAAAUUCCCAUUUUUUUGAUUUUAUUAAACAACUAAACUUAGAAAAUAAAAAUAUAAAAGAAACUAUUUUCAGCAAACAAGUUAAAUUUUUUAUAAUAGAAAAUGGGUUUAGAAUAGAACAUAAGUAUGUAAAUAUAUAUCCUAUAACAUUUUUACCAGAUAUCAAAAAUACUUAUGUAGAAUUUGUACAUAAUAUUUUCAUUAAUAAAAAAAUGAAAGAUAGCCCAAAUAGAUUUCAUAAAAACUAUUUAAAUUAUAAAAUUAGACAUAUGAAAUUUUUAGGAUGGGAUGCAGUAAUAUUAUAUGAAUAUGAAUGGAAAAAGUUAAGAAGUUAUAAUGAAAAAUUUGAGUACAUAAAAAAGGCAUUUAAAAGUAUUAAAAGCUCAUCACAAUGA